Molecule: messenger RNA, 3362 nt
Organism: Pseudophryne corroboree (corroboree frog)
Lineage: Eukaryota; Metazoa; Chordata; Amphibia; Anura; Myobatrachidae
Gene: C2CD2L
Product: C2CD2 like
Exons: 14
Coding region: 257-2230 (657 amino acids)
Biological process (GO): positive regulation of insulin secretion involved in cellular response to glucose stimulus
Cellular component (GO): cytoplasmic side of apical plasma membrane
Molecular function (GO): phosphatidylinositol binding; phosphatidylinositol transfer activity
Source: RefSeq, a predicted model, not a curated record
GGGGCGUGGUCACAUCAGGAGGACACUGGGGCAGCAGCAGCUGUGACAGAUAAGAGCAUAGCAGAGAGAGGAGAGACAGGUGCAUGGUACAUAACGCAGAGCCGGCAAGGGGGAGCAGCAGCAGGGCAGGCGGGGGUCGCACACAAUCACCAUACAUGUACUUCCAGGGGGAAGUCAUUCUGCCCGGGUCACCGCUGAUCUCAGUCUGAUAUCCGGCCUACAGACCCCGUGCCCGGCUGUCACUGUGGGGUGCAGGAUGGAUUAUUUCCCGGCCGGGGCUCCGUCCCCUCUCGGCCCGGAGCUGGGUUUCGCUGCUCUGUUGCUCCUGUUUGCGGCAUCGCUAGUGAUCGUGCUGGCCUGGUUGCUGCAAGUCACCCGGGGGUCUCUUGCCUCGGCACCGGGGGCCCGCAGCCUUCUCCGUGCUCUCUGCGGCUUCCCCUCCAUACGGGAGAACUGGAGCAAAGCCUGGGCUCAGGCCCUGAACCGGGAGGCAGCGAGGAGCCAGAGUUCCUUACAGAUGCUGUUUGAAGAAAAUCUCCCCCUCCAGCCAAACGUGCACAUCAGUCACGUGACCUGUACAAAACAUUCUGAGAGCAGCAUGGUGCUGUUGUGCUGUCUCUCUGCAGACACCGUCAGAAUUCCCGUCUCUGUCACCCAGGAGUCUCCAGCUGCUGUUUCCUGUAAUACCUAUCGGGUUUCCGUCACUAUACAGCAGGCACAGAUAGAAGUGCAGUUGCAGGAGCUGCCACAGGAAGGACUUCUCGUGUCAUGGAGUUUUAAGGAGCGCCCGGAUCUAUUGCUUCAGAUUGAACCCAAGUAUUUACACCAAAGCGAUGAGGGUGCAGAUCUCGGCACAGUAAAAGAUCUAAUACAAAAUACGCUGCUCACGGCAGAACCUGCUAUGACGUUUAACUUGAGAGCGCACAAUGGCGAUACGGGUGCCUGUGACAGGCUGCGAUCUGGAUCCCCAUCUAGAACAGAGGGUUGCAAACUUCUCAUUCGCCAGCUACGACUUCAAGAUGCGUUUCUGCCAGACACUGAUGUUGAGGUGAUGUGUGAAGCAGAAUUGGAUAACCCCUGCCAACGGAAAACCACACGCAGUGUCAGAGUACAGCGAAAAGGGCAGAUCUGUAGCGUCUCAUGGAGUGAGGAGAUGACAUUUGACCUCACCCCGCAGAGCACUGAGCUGUCUUUGAAAGUGUGGCAGAUACUCAGAAGUGCAGACAAUGUCCUCUUGGGACACACCAUGGUGGGUCUGGGGUCAUCUCAUAGAGAGCUGUAUGGAAAGCAUCUGUACCCACUCAUCCCAAGCUCCCUGCUGUCUAAAGUCACCACACCAGCCAUAUCUGUAGAGUUCCAUCUCCCAGAAGUGAGCCUGAUGCGCGCUACUUUGGGUACUUCAAGUCAGAGAAUCAAUAUAACACCUACCAAGAAAGUUGAGAUGGAUCGCACAGUGAUGCCAGAUGGCACGAUCGUAACUACUGUGACUACUAUUCAGUCCCGGCUGAAGAUUGAUGGCAGGAUCGAUUCUCCUGCCAGUUCGCCUUCAAAAGUAGAAGUGACAGAGAACAAGCCAGUCAUCUUUCCCCGAAGCUGCUCUCCUGGCUCUUCUCCAAGUGGCAGUGGGGGCUCUCCAGCCUCAGUAAAGCUGGACCCAGUGGCAGAGACUGCUAUUAGGCAGCUAACUGAGCCCAGCAACAAGUCUGCCAAGAGGACUCCCACUAAACGUAGCACUCUGAUCAUUUCAGGAGUGUCAAAGGUACCAGUUGGAGAGGAUGAGAUGGCACUUUCGCUUGGAUAUGCGGCCUCUAUGGACGCCACAUUGCAGGGCACGUCCACUUGUUUUCAGGAGUCAAUACUGGAUACUUCUUAUUUUCCUUCUGAGGUUACAACCGCUCUUGACCAAGAUGUUGAUGAUACCACAAGAUCAGACAUUUCCGAUCGACCAUCAAUAGAUGAACUGGACUCGGACACUGGCUCCACUGGGGGAUUGGAAACGCGCAGCCUUAAAGACCACAGAGUUGGUUUCCUCCGCAGCGGCACUAAACUUCUCUUCCGCUGGCACCAUCGCAAUACCGGCCUCAGUCAGUCUCAUGACGACUUGACAAAUUCUUCCACUUCCAGCCGUAAGAAGAGUGGCAGCUUUCCACGGCGCCUGCUUAAGCGCUUUUCUCUGAAGAACAAGUCUGAGCCCAGUGCGAAUGGGGGAGCUAAGGCUGGGGACAAGUGAUCUGGCUAGAAGUAGAUAUUCAAGACAUCACUUAUCUACCUCUGUCCUGUUUAUUGCAUGUCUCUGCAUAGCCUAUACGUGACAAAGGGUGUGUUUGCCAAGCCACAAGAGUGAAGCUUUAUCAAAGGCAAGCAUGUGCUUCAAGUAAAGUGUGAGUGCUGGAGGGAGGUUACGGGGUGUUGGCAAAAAGUGAAAGCGUUGGGGUAAUUAGGAGAACGUAUGGCUUCUUUCCCAGCAUUCGUACCAUGAACGAUGACUUACUGGAAUGAAAGCCUUUAACAGUGAUGCAAAGAUUCUUGUGUUCACUGUAAACAGCCCUCUUAAUAAUUCAUUCCUGUCCCCUAACUACACUGUUUUUUUUUAAAUAUCCUUUGCUGCAUAUCUGCAGUAUUCGCAGUCCAGGAUUCCUCAAACUGCUCUUUUGUGACGGAAAAUAUGGUUAAUUAUGUGGAACGGGAAAGGUUAAAUAUUAUAUGGCAGCAUGUGGACUUAUGGAAGCUUAAUUCAAUGCAGUUUUGGUGGUAAGCAAUUAAGCGCAUCAAACCAACAUGACUUGUGUAUGUAGAUGCUCUGCUGGCCAGGGCACUUAGGGGUAUGAUACAUGGAUGGCUUUUAAGGUGAAAUAUUUAGAUUUCAUAAGGACAGAAUAUGCAGAAGAACUCUUUCUGGCAUUUGUAUGUAGGCAAGUACACGUUGACAGCAAGGGUGUAACAUUAUUUAAGAAAGGGUAAUCUGAUUUUUGCCAUGUAAAGUUGUUUUAAGCAGCUGCUAUGAUUCUAAUUACUUCAUAAUGGUAGUAAUUAGUAAGUGUAUGUUUGUAUUGUAAAUAUGUAAAUGAUUAUUUAUGGAACCACCGGUUUGUCUCUUACGGACACUUCUUGCUGAGGAUGAUGCUUCUGUUCCCUACUGAACACAUGUUAGAGCUGGCUUCUGAUAUACGGAUGUUUUGGGGGGGUUUUACCAAGGACUUUGAACAAAUUCUAGUGAGUUUUUUUUUUUCUUUCUGCGAGUGAAACUUUUAUUUAAAUUGUGAAACAAUUUUUAAUAAAGUGGGUAACAAAUGUUCAUAUUAAAAUGGGUUCUAUGCGGUUUUAAUGUUUUAAAUUAUUAAAAUAAAAUUGAUUACUAUUGA